This is a messenger RNA of Melospiza melodia melodia, 1793 nucleotides long. RefSeq names its product cyclic nucleotide-gated cation channel beta-1-like. The record is from RefSeq and is a predicted model, not a curated record. Gene Ontology annotation, cellular component: cytosol. Gene Ontology annotation, molecular function: protein kinase A regulatory subunit binding. The transcript has 6 exons. The coding region runs from base 80 to 1666 and encodes 528 amino acids. NCBI's taxonomy places the organism in Eukaryota, Metazoa, Chordata, Aves, Passeriformes, Passerellidae.
GUACUUCAAACCCCAAAGAAAGAGGAGGAGGAUCUUGGAGAACCCCCAGCCUAGGAGAAGAAAUCUUUGGUGUUAUAGGAUGAAGGUGAUAAAACGGGAACUGUGCAGGAGCUGGCAUCGCGAGAUGGUUCAGGUAGAUGGGAGUCCAGAGGGAGCUCAGCCUCAAGAAGUGGUUCAGGAACCCAUUCAGGUGGAUGAAAGCCCAGAAGGAACUCAGCAAAUCUCACCAGUACAGCAGGAGCAAGAAGACCAUUCCUCAGCAGCGCAGCUACUGCCCUCUGCUCAAGAGCCUCAAGGAGGGAAUGAUAUCCAUGUGCACCCACAGAGGCGGCCAGGGCAAGGAGGCACGGCCCCAGACAUGGGACCACAACCAACAGAGUCAGCCUGGGAGUUCCCAAAAGUGACUGUCAAGGUGCAGCCCCAGAACAUGAGCCAGGGGUGGGACUGCCCGGAGGUGACAGUGCAGGUGCAGCCUCAGAGGCCAAGCCCAGGAUGGGAAGCCCCAUCAGUGACUGUGCAGGUGCAGCUCCAGCAGCAGGGCCCAGGGCCAUCUCUCCCACAAGUAACUGUACAGCUACAGCCCCAGGAGUGGGGACAAGGCACUGCUGGCAUCAAGGUCACUGUGCAGCUGCAGUUGGGCUGUGACCCAGAAGAGGUAACCUUCCUCCAGAACCAAGGUGAGGAAGUGUUAGAUAAUGGAGAACAGUGGACCCUCCCAAAAAAUCAGGGAGGGAUGAUGACAAGAUCUGAAGGUGAGAGAGAGCUUGCUGUGGUGGAGCUGGUGCCACAGAGGGUUCUGAGCCAAAAACAGGAUCAAGGAGAAGUGGAAAAACCCCAGCAGGAUCAGUGCCAAGCGGAAAGAGCAGAACUGGUGAAGGUGCAUGACAUGCAGGCUGGAGACAAAGCAGACCUGAAUGGGAUGGUGACAGAGGAACAGCUGCGGGACCAGAGCCAAGAGCAGGAACAGCUAAAAGCAGACCAGCCUCUGCAAAAGGAAGACCAAAGACAUACUGUGAUGAGACAGGAGCAAGGUAAUAUCCAAGAAGGGCCCAGGGGGAUUGUAGAAGACCAGAAGGAAGACCUAGCACGAGAACAGUCUAAGAAACGUCCGAGAGAGUCUCCAAAUUAUUUUGUUGCUAUUCCAAUAACAGAUGAUCAGAUUUUGGACAGAAUUGAAGAUGUUCAAGAACUCAUAUUCUCUAAAGAACCUGACCUGUCAAGAGCUCUUCUCCCUGUUCAAACUAUGCACCUUACUAUAAUAGUAACUCAUCUGGGAACAGAAGAAGAAGUGAAAAAGGCUGUUCUGGCACUGAAGCAAAGCAAGACUAAAGUGGAAGACAUCUUGCAGGGUAAAGACCUUAAUUUGACAUUCCAUGGGAUUGGAGAGUUUAAUAACCAAGUGCUAUAUGUGAAAAUGCUGGAGGAAGACCAGAAAAUGCUUAGCAGAAUUGCAGAAGCUGUGGAAGAAUGCUUUAUUGAAAUGAAUCUUGACAUUUCAGGAAGUAAGGACUUCAAACCACAUCUGACUUUCCUGAAACUCUCUAAAGCAUCAAGGUUGAGAAGAAGGAGCACACUUCAGAUGACAGAAGAAAUAUUUACUGAGAAUAUUUUAAAAAGCAUGUUUCCCCCUCUCAGAAUUAAACAAACUCCUGUCACAUCUUCAUGAGGAUUCCACGCCCUGGCAAAGUAUUCUCCAGGCUUCAGGAAACCUGAUGCUCUUCUCAUGCAGGAAGAAAUCCUCAUCAUGCUGAACUCAGUGAGAAACUGCUGCUGACUUCAGCACAGCCAGCUGC